Molecule: messenger RNA, 1562 nt
Organism: Achroia grisella
Lineage: Eukaryota; Metazoa; Arthropoda; Insecta; Lepidoptera; Pyralidae
Gene: osi
Product: electron transfer flavoprotein regulatory factor 1
Exons: 2
Coding region: 26-280 (84 amino acids)
Biological process (GO): respiratory electron transport chain
Cellular component (GO): mitochondrion
Source: RefSeq, a predicted model, not a curated record
UUUCAGUCCUUGAAAAUAAUUAAUUAUGUCGCAGCCACAUAGAAGAGCUGUCUUAAACUUGUAUAAAACGUUAUUGUAUAUGGGCCGGGAUUGGCCUCAAGGGUAUGAUUUCUUUAGGAAACGACUGCAUAAGGUAUUUACAAAAAAUAGUGGAGAGACAAAUCCUGAGAAAAUAAGAAUUAUGAUAAAACAUGGUGAAUUUGUUGCAAAGGAAAUAGAAGUGCUUUACAUGUUAAAAAAAUAUAGAACAAUGAAAAGAAGAUAUUAUGAUGGUUCGUAAAAUGAGUAAGUAUUUGUUUUAAUUCAUUGUUAAAAUAAAAUGCUUGCUGCAUUUUAUAAAUAAGACCAAUAUUGAGUACCUAAAAUAUUAUAAAAUUUUAAUUAAUUGUGUAAACCUACUUAUUCUGAAAGAUAAAGGCUUAGAGACUGUCUAGAUUAUUAGUAAAAUUAUAAGUACUUCUUCCUAUUGUGAAUAUAUAAAAUGCUUUCUUUGCUAUAUUGCUUUGUAGAUAUUUUCAUAGUUAUAAAUUGAAGUAAUUCUAUUGGAAGAAUAUUAGUAUCAAACAAGAACUUCAUAAUAUAAAUGUAUAAUAUAUUUUCAACAUAUUUUUAAAUGUUGCAAUGAAACUGCACAAUCUAUGUAAUUAUGUAUUAUAGACAUUCUUCAUAGUUUACAUAAUUCAUUACAAUAUACUCUAAGAAAAAAAUGUAAUGUGAAAAUAAAAAAAAUCUAUAUUAUCUAAAAUAAAUAAAAAAAUAAUAUUAAUCAUACAAUGGUUUUUAUUCAAAUGGCAAGUGAUAUGACAAUUAUUAUAUUUUAACAAUCAGGAAUAUAUACAUGAUUAGAUCUACAAUAACAACAUUUUAAACAUAAAAAAUAAAUAUUCUAUACUUUUUAGUCAUGUGCAAGAAGUAGUAAUGGAGAUACAGAUACACCCUGCAAUUAUUUAGUGUAGAUUCCACUAAAAUAAAAUAUUGAUUACAUUAUAUAAUACUAGAUUCAGCAAAAUUUUAUUUUAUUUAAGUUUAUAACAAACAGUAACCAGUACAACAGCUUAACACAUUCAUUUUACAUUUGUUCAUUGUGAGACUGCUAAUCCUGGCACAUCUGUUAGAAAUGUCAAAAACAACUCAAACAUGAAUUAGGAUUCAACACACAUUUAAAUACACAAUACUCUCAUUUACUACUUUUAUAUCAUCUACACCUAGCAUUCCAUAUUUAAGUUUGAGCUGUGUUUGAAGACUAAGGCUGGGUCUACACUAUGAGGUCAAUCUCGGUCUGGUAAAAUAUAAUCAUAUUAGACAAUCUGACUUAGUUCACAAGUCUAAAACCAUAUACUUUUUAAAUGUACAUUAAUUACAUUUGAUGCAAUACUCUCUUCAAUGGGUAAUAGCUGACUGAACCGGGAAUAACAGAGUUCAUUAUUCAUUAUAUCAAUAUAAAGAUUGAUUAAACUCCAACGAAAUUCCAUCAAGAUUGAUCGCAUUUGGAGUUGGAUUUAAUUCUUGACUGACUUGGAUAGGAUGAAUAUACACAAUGUUUUUCAUUUAAUAAUAUUUUA